UUUUUCCUUCGUAUAUAAGCACCUAAAACCUAUCCUCCUCCGCCUCUCUUCCUCCGUCUGUAGUCAGCAGCCAUGGCGGCCGCCUCCCUGUCCGCUUCUACUCUCAUUUCCUCUUCUGCUGCUGCUUCUUCUGCUUCUGCCUCUUCUCGUCUUCGUGAGGGAAGAUGUCCCCUCAAGUCCGUUUCCCUCUCGUCCUCUGCCUGUCUAUCCUCCCAGACGCAGCUUCUCCGGGCGACGUGGAAGAGCAGAGAGGGAAGGGGAGCUCUCGGGGCUCAGAUGGUAACAGUGCCGGCGGUGAAGCAGGAGACGGUUCUCGAUUUCGAGACCUCCGUCUUCAAAAAGGAGAAGGUUACUCUUGCCGGCCACGAUGAGUACAUUGUGAGAGGAGGGAGGGAUCUUUUCAAGCUGCUGCCUGAUGCAUUCAAGGGAAUUAAGCAGAUCGGAGUUAUUGGAUGGGGUUCGCAGGGCCCUGCUCAAGCUCAAAAUUUAAGAGAUUCACUUGCUACGGUAAAUUCAGACAUUGUGGUGAAGAUCGGUUUGCGGAAAGGAUCCCGUUCGUUUGCUGAGGCACGCGCUGCUGGUUUUACAGAAGAAAAUGGAACCCUUGGUGAUAUCUGGGAAACUGUUUCAGGCAGUGACCUCUUGUUGCUAUUGAUCUCAGAUGCAGCUCAGGCAGAUAACUAUGAGAAAAUCUUCUCGCAUAUGAAGCCAAACAGCAUUCUUGGGCUUUCACACGGAUUCCUGCUUGGACAUUUGCAGUCCCUGGGGCAAGAUUUCCCAAAGAACAUCAGCGUAAUUGCUGUUUGCCCAAAGGGAAUGGGGCCAUCUGUAAGAAGGUUGUAUGUCCAGGGCAAGGAGAUAAAUGGGGCUGGGAUCAAUUCUAGUUUUGCAGUUCAUCAGGACGUUGAUGGAAGAGCAACAGACGUUGCAUUAGGAUGGUCAGUAGCACUUGGAUCUCCUUUUACCUUUGCCACUACCUUGGAGCAGGAAUACAAAAGCGACAUUUUUGGGGAGCGAGGAAUAUUACUUGGUGCGGUUCAUGGAAUUGUCGAGGCACUCUUUAGAAGAUACACUGAACAAGGGAUGGAGGAAGAACUGGCUUAUAAGAACACAGUUGAAGGCAUAACUGGUAUAAUAUCAAAGACCAUCUCAACAAAGGGUAUGUUGGCAGUAUACAAUUCUCUUAGCGAAGAAGACAAAAAGCAAUUUGAAAUCGCAUACAGUGCAUCUUACUACCCCUGCAUGGAGAUAUUGUAUGAAUGCUAUGAAGAUGUUGCUUGUGGCAAUGAGAUCCGUAGUGUUGUCUUGGCUGGUCGCCGCUUUUAUGAAAAGGAUGGGCUACCAGCUUUCCCUAUGGGCAACAUUGAUCAGACAAGGAUGUGGAAAGUUGGAGAGCGAGUUCGAUCAGUCAGGCCACCGGGUGAUCUGGGUCUGUUGCAUCCAUUUACUGCAGGUGUCUAUGUUGCUCUCAUGAUGGCCCAGAUUGAAGUGCUGAGGAAGAAGGGACACUCAUACUCCGAGAUUAUCAACGAGAGUUUGAUUGAAGCUGUGGAUUCUCUGAACCCAUUCAUGCAUGCCCGGGGAGUCUCAUUUAUGGUUGAUAACUGUUCAACAACCGCACGGCUGGGAUCAAGAAAAUGGGCUCCUCGUUUUGAUUACAUUCUUACCCAGCAGGCACUCGUAGCCGUGGACAAGGAAACACCCGUCAACCGGGACCUUGUGAGCAACUUCUUGUCUGACCCAGUUCAUGGUGCGAUAGAGGUUUGUGCUCAGUUGAGGCCAACAGUUGACAUUUCUGUGACUGCUGAUGCAGACUUCGUAAGGCCAGAGCUGCGGCAAUCAAGCUAGAAAAUUGUCCUUAUUGGAUUGUUAGUUUGUCUGUCUGUGCUUCUUACCUGUAUGAGGAAAGUCACACCCGGUCUAGAUUUUAACAUUUUGAGCUUUGGGAAAGAACACGCGGCGAGUGUUAAACUGGUUAGUGUUAGUGUGCUCUAAUAAUAUUAUUUCAUAAGAUCAUUCAGUAUUCA
Messenger RNA from Nymphaea colorata (pocket water lily), 2027 nucleotides. Its product is annotated as ketol-acid reductoisomerase, chloroplastic. Lineage: Eukaryota; Viridiplantae; Streptophyta; Magnoliopsida; Nymphaeales; Nymphaeaceae. The record is from RefSeq and is a predicted model, not a curated record. The transcript is spliced from 11 exons. Gene Ontology annotation, biological process: L-valine biosynthetic process. Gene Ontology annotation, cellular component: mitochondrion; chloroplast. Bases 73 to 1848 code for a protein of 591 amino acids. Gene Ontology annotation, molecular function: ketol-acid reductoisomerase activity.